Messenger RNA from Phyllotreta striolata, 2535 nucleotides. NCBI's taxonomy places the organism in Eukaryota, Metazoa, Arthropoda, Insecta, Coleoptera, Chrysomelidae. The record is from the annotation of a GenBank genome assembly.
CUGACAGUUCCCUGGUAUCAAGAAUAAACAGAUUUUUGAAGCAUAAAAUUAAUUAAACAUAUCAAAAAAUGUACAAUAUCAAGCAAUUGUCGAAUUUACCGUAUUUUUGAUUCGAACUAAUGUUUCUAUCGUGCUCGUAUGUGGAUGUCAACUCGUAUAAAUCCUAAAUUUCAUCGAAACGGACCAUAUAUUCACACCUUCGUGACGUAAUUUUUAUUUUAGAAAUUAAAAUAUUGUACCAAUAAACAUUUCAUAAGAGGAAAUAAAGCAAUAAUGAUCUACUUCACGCAACAGGAAGCUCGUAUUAAUUGAACAAUGUCUAGGGAAUGAAAGUUUUUAGGCAGAUUCGUUAGAUUUUUGUACCUGUUACACAUACUUAACUCUCGUAAAAAUGGAUGAUUACAAAUUUCUAUUCAAAGUUGUCCUAGUUGGAAACGCAGGGGUCGGAAAAACGUGCUUAGUAAGGCGAUUUACACAAGGCCUGUUUCCCCCUGGACAGGGAGCCACAAUCGGUGUGGAUUUCAUGAUAAAAACUGUUGAAGUGGGAAACGAAAAAGUUAAGUUGCAAAUUUGGGACACUGCAGGUCAGGAACGGUUCCGUUCUAUAACCCAGAGCUAUUACAGAUCAGCUCACGCUCUUAUAUUAGUCUACGAUAUAUCAUCUCAACCCACGUUCGAUUGCUUGCCGGAUUGGUUAAGAGAAAUCGAAGAAUACGCCAGUAAUAAAGUGUUGAGAAUUCUAGUUGGAAACAAAAUCGAUAGAGAAGACAGGGAAAUUCCGGCGGACGUAGGAGAAGAAUUCGCAGAAAGACACAACAUGUAUUACCUGGAAACGUCUGCGAAAGAAUCGGAUAAUGUAGAAAAACUGUUUAUGCAAAUCGCUGAAGAUCUUAUGAAGCAAGCGAGAACUAGGGAUCUUCCACGAUACGACUCCAAUAAUCAAACUCUCGAUGGCAAAACAUCGACCAUUAGCGAUUCUAGUUGUUGUAGUAGAUUACAGUAGUGAGCGUUUUUAAUUAGCUCAAUUGAAUGUGUUUUAUAGGCGUUUGUUGAUUUUAUAACAAGUUAAUUUGAAUGUAAAAUAGUUAUAACCAAUCAAAUUAGAACUUAUAUCAAUUACAAAUCACGAAGAUAUCAUAUGUGACAAUAAGACGAGACUACAUGCUUGUACUUGCGUACAAUUCAGAAAUAUUUUUAUUCAUUAACACGCUACUGUUAGUAUUUUUGAGACAGUAAAUUUAUUAACAUUUUUUAACUAGUCGAUUUUAUUGUCUGGUUAUAACGAUUUUGUAAUUCGUACAUUUCGUCUCUUCGACUGAUUUUUUACAUAUUGAACUAGUCGCGAUUCAUAACGUAUUUCAUUUAAAAGACACUCGAUUAGCAAGCGGGCUUAUGAUACAAAACGGCUUUCGUAGAAUAAAACUACAGGGUGUUCCAAAACAAGUGGUCGUAGAGUAAAUCUAGCCUUCAACUGGGCACAAUUAUAAGAGUACCAAAAGUAAAUUAACUGAAUAUAUCUCUAGCUACUCUCUUACUUAAAGAACACCCUGUAUUUGAAUAAAUUUCCAGUAAAUUCUCUGUUCGAACCAGUGAUGAUGUAGCUUAAUUUAGUACUUAGCCCUUUCAUAGAAAUGAGUAGGUUUUAUCAUUCGCCUUGAUCACUGUUCUCAUUGCAUUUAGAUCAAUCCAGUAUGGAAGUGUCACGGAUUCUCAAAAUGUUGCCAAAUUACUUGAGUAUGAUUUUUUAAAUGUAAAAACUCUUAAUCUCCUGUGAUAUAUUUUUUCCAAUGCACACGCGAGCGUUCUGCAUCACGUAAAUCAAAUUUAUUUUGUGCAUUUUAAUGAUGGUAUUAUUUAUACGAACAUUCCUAUUUGUGGAGAUCGAUUAGGUUUCGAUUUUACUUUUAAUUAUUGUUAUAGAAAUGUAUAGGUGUUUGAGGAAAUGCUAGAUUAAUUGAUUUUCAUGUUAAUUUGGUAAUAUCGUGGGCAUUUUGCGGAGAUUACAAGUAUCUUACAAGUAUAUGAUUUUUAUUUGUACAUGUUUUCAAGCAUAUAAUUGCUGAAAUACAUAAUUAUUACAUUUGAAUUGAAUUGCAUUUUAAAUAGAAAACUCUGAUAAAAUUUUCUCUUUUAUAUGGAAAUGCUUGAUAUAGUUAUUAUUAUUAAACAGUUAAUAUUGAUUUACAAUCCUCUGGUAAAUGUUGUUUUUGCUAACAGAUACAUUUGACUCUUUAGAUUAAUUGUUGUAUUUUGUAAGUCAAACAUUUGUUGGAUUGUUAUUUAAAAGUAAAUGAAGAUGGGGUGUUUCGUCUAAAUCUAGUUUUUACUGUAAUUUCUGUGAAUUUCACGUACUCUAGGUGUUGGGAUAUUCGGAAAAUAAAUCUUCUAGAAGGUGCAAUAUAAAUAUUAAUUUUUAGUGCUUAUUUUUAGUCAAACAAUAAAUGUAACUUAUAAAAGUAUAUAAAAAUAUAGGUAUAUUUAUUAUAUUCGUUUGCAAAGUAUCUUGCAGUUGAUUUUUACAUUAGUAUUAUUAGG